UCUUUUUGACUGAUUAUCAUUUUUGAACGGAAAUGCAGCUGCGUCCCGAAUAGCAAGAACCACCCUUUAGCUCAGUCACGGUCCACGGCGCCGGGUAAACAACAUAGUGGUGCAAUCCUUUGGACAAAACUUUGAACCAGCCUGUAAUCUCCGACUUUACGUCAUGAUCCAUUUCCUGAUGGUGGUCAGUAAGCAGGGUAAACCCCGCAUCAGUCGAUUUUUCACGCGCCAGGCCAACCAGAUCACCAUGCAGAACGCCGUCACUAGGCUCUGUCUGAGGGACGGAAAACAGGAGGGAUUUGUGAACUAUGAAGAUCUAGUUCUUGUCUACAAACUGUACGUCAACCUCUGGUUCAUAGCAGGAGUCUCCCAGGACGAGAAUGAGCUGGCCAUCUUGGAACUAUUCCAGAAUUUGGUAGAGACAAUGAAUGAAUACUUUGGAAAAGUGACUGAAGUGGAUAUAUUAUUUAACAUGGACCGUGUCUACAUGAUCAUUGAUGAAAUGAUAAUAAACGGUAACAUCGCUGAGACUUGUCGAGGGAGAAUUCUCGUGCCCCUACAGCUCAUGGACGCCGCUAAGUAACAUUGACUGCUGCUAAGUAACAAUCACUGUUGCCAAGUAAUGAUAGCUGUUGCCAAGUUACCAUCGCUGUUGCCAUGAAACCAUCACUGUUGCUUAGUAACUAUCAAUACUGCCAAGUCAUGGCCGGUCCUGAUUAGUGCUGUUCAAUGACCGUCAGUUACAGCUGUGAUGUAAAUAUCAGAGCUGCAGAGUUGGUAUAAGUGGAGGUUUUGAAGAGAAAUUGAAGAGAGAAAAAGACACAUGAACUUUACAGAAUUAUGGAAUUAGAUGUGCAUCUAUUGGUUAUUAUGUUUUGUGAUGAAGACUGAAACAUGAAACAUUUUUUAAGAAAAUUUUUUACUUUAGAAAUAAAUACACUGUAUUAGAA
Saccostrea cuccullata (small rock oyster) is the source of this 950-nucleotide messenger RNA. RefSeq names its product AP-4 complex subunit sigma-1-like. The coding region runs from base 164 to 583 and encodes 139 amino acids. Gene Ontology annotation, cellular component: intracellular membrane-bounded organelle. The record is from RefSeq and is a predicted model, not a curated record. Gene Ontology annotation, biological process: protein transport; vesicle-mediated transport. Lineage: Eukaryota; Metazoa; Mollusca; Bivalvia; Ostreida; Ostreidae. The transcript is spliced from 6 exons.